Molecule: messenger RNA, 2901 nt
Organism: Megalops cyprinoides (Indo-Pacific tarpon)
Lineage: Eukaryota; Metazoa; Chordata; Actinopteri; Elopiformes; Megalopidae
Gene: aplp1
Product: amyloid beta (A4) precursor-like protein 1
Exons: 17
Coding region: 366-2513 (715 amino acids)
Biological process (GO): axonogenesis; central nervous system development
Cellular component (GO): plasma membrane; Golgi apparatus
Molecular function (GO): heparin binding; alpha-2C adrenergic receptor binding; alpha-2A adrenergic receptor binding
Source: RefSeq, a predicted model, not a curated record
GGCGGCUCUCUCUUCCACCUCGUCUGACCGCAGUCUGUCUCUGUCGUGCAUAACACUGUCCAAUAUUCUUGGGUGAAACAGCCCCAUUGUACGCCUGUGGUUGAGGCGACCAGAAAAGGGCUUGGUUUUCCAGCGUAACAAGCGGCCACAUAAUAUCGCGACCAGCGAUUGGAGCGCAGAGAGGAGCGACUGCGAACAGCAAGUAGACGUACAAUCGCUUGUAGGACAAGUGAUAUCGGAGGCAGGCACCGACGCAGAUUAGCACCGUUGCUGUAGCUGUUGUCGAGAUACCAGACUUUUGGCACAAAUUAGGUUGAAACAAAUAAAAGACACAUUUUGGAAAAACCGAGAAGGAGAAAGCGAAUAUGGCCCAUACGGCGCUAUCAGUUUUAAUGACUCUGUUCUACAUUUGGGGAAACGCCGAGGCCCUGGCAAUGAGUGAGGUGAAUGGACCAGGCCCCUUUGUGGCCGAGCCUCAGAUUGCCAUGUUCUGCGGUCGCCAGAUUCUGCACAUGAAUCCAGAGAGUGGACAGUGGGAGCCUGACCCUCAGGGCAGGCAGGACUGCUUCACUGAACCCAGCCAGAUUCUGUCCUACUGCCAAGAGAUGUACCCAGGCUUGCAGAUCUCACGCGUGGAGGAGUCCUCCAGUCCUGUCACCAUCUCCGCCUGGUGCAAGAAGGGCUGGCGGCACUGCCAGGCCCGGCCCUUCAUCGUCCUGCCCUACCUCUGCUUGGUUGGGGAGCACGUGAGUGAGGCCCUGCUGGUUCCUGACCGUUGCCGUUUCCUGCACCAGGAGCAGAUGGACGCCUGUGAGAGCUAUAUGUACUGGCACAACAUUGCCAAGGAGGCCUGUACGGCGGAUAGCCUAGAGCUGCAUAGUUACGGGAUGCUGUUGCCGUGCGGGGACAAGUUCCGGGGGGUGGAGUACGUGUGCUGCCCAGGCAGGGGCAGCUCCAGUGGGAGGGGUGACACCGACGUGGCAGACGUGCCACAGGGGGCCACCCAAACGCUGGCCCCACAGGUGGACACCAAAGUCAGCAGCAGGACUGAUUUUGCCAGUGAAAAUGAAGAUUCCCUCGCCCCCCCGCUGUUUUCCAAUAGUGUCAAGGUGACACCCCCCACCCCGAGCCCCUCCCCUGACACUGAUGUCGAGGAGGCCGAGAUAGCUGAGGAGGAGGAGGAGGUGGAAGAGGAGGAAGAGGAGGAGGAAGGAGCCAAAGAUGCAGAAGAAUACGAGUACUCCAUCGACUCCAAUCCCUACCAGACCUCCGAUUACCUGGACUCCUUCUACUACGACAAGGGGGCCCAAGCGAGCCGCAGCCCACCCACUCCCCCUCCCCAAACCCGCGGGGACAGCUUGCCCACACCUCGCCCGACAGACGGCGUCGACGUCUAUUUCGAGAUGCCAGGUGAUGACAGCGAGCAUGCCAACUUCCUGCGUGCAAAGAUGGACCUGGAGGAGAGACGGAUGAAACGGAUCAAUGAGAUCAUGAAGGAGUGGGCGGAGGCGGACAACCAGUCCAAAAACCUUCCCAAGUCUGACCGCCAGGCGCUCAACGAGCACUUCCAGUCCGUGCUUCAGACCCUGGAGGAGCAGGUGGCCGGGGAGAGGCAGAGGCUGGUGGAGACCCACCUGGCCAGGGUGGUGGCCACCCUCAACAACAACCGCCGGCUGGCCUUGGAGAGCUACCUGACAGCUGUGCAGAGCGAGCCCCCGCAGCCAGAGCGAGUCCUGCAGGCCCUCAAGCGUUACAUGGCAGCGGAGCAGAAGGACCGCCGGCACACGCUCAGGCACUACCAGCACAUCGAGGCCGUCGACCCCCAGAAGGCCGAGCAGAUGAAGUUCCAGGUGUACACUCACCUGCAUGUGAUCGAGGAGCGGAUGAACCAGAGCUUGGCUCUGCUGUACAAGGUCCCCGCCCUGGCUGAGGAGCUUCAUGACGAGAUCCAGGAGCUGGUGAAAGGUGAGAGAGGGGACAUCAGCGAGCUUAUGACUACCUCCUUCUCUGAGACCCGCACCACAGAGGAGCUUCUGCCGGCUGAGAGCGAGGAAGAGAAGGAUGAUGAGGAAGAGGAGGAGCGGGCAUUCCAGAACAGACCCUACCCACCCCGUGUCGAUUCUCCACCUAACAAUAAGAAAGGCUCAGGGACGGAUGAGUAUGACUAUGCUACAGCUGAAUAUGAGGAAAAGGUAAAGACAAUUGUGAACACUUCUGUGGAACUCAAGCAGGUGGUGUACAAAUCUCCAGGAAUCCAAAGAGAUGAACUGCAACCAGAUGCCCUGGAGACAUUCAACCGCGGGGCCAUGGUGGGGCUGCUGGUGGUCGCUGUGGCAAUCGCCAUGGUGAUGGUGAUCAGUCUGUUGUUGGUGCGCAGGAAGCCGUACGGCACCAUCAGCCACGGCAUCGUGGAGGUCGAUCCGAUGCUAACUCCAGAGGAGCGGCAGCUGAACAAGAUGCAGAACCACGGCUACGAAAACCCCACCUACAAAUUCUUCGAACAAAUGAACUGAGGAGACGGGCGAAAACCGCUAUGGUCGCCAGCCCACGAGUUGUCCCACUGUAGGGAGCGCCCCCUCACUUUGAGAAAUGUAAACGUACAGUACAAACCAACAACAACAUGACAAGCAAAUAGGGAGUGCAUCCCCGACUUUUUCAACCCCUCCGAGCACAUUUUAUCCAUCUUAACCAUACCAACAGUUAUCCUAUCAGUAAUCACCCCCUUACCUGUAUCCCCUUUUUGUUCUCCAUCUUUUAAAGACAUUUUUGAAUAUAAGGGUUUGUUGUGGGGCAGUUUCAUUGAUGGAGAUGCUUCAAUGCUUCAAAAGAUUCAUAAUGAUAGGGUAUGAGUUGUCAAGAAUGGAUUUUAUGCUUUAAAUUAUGUAUUAUUUUAUUUGUAGG